AGCCGUGGUAUGAAAUAUUCGAAUUUGUUACGGCCAGAAGUCAUGUUAUGAAUCGUCCAAAUAAGUUAGUAACUUAAUAUAGCUUUCAUAUGAACUGAUAUCCGGAUUACUCUUCUAGGGCCCCUACAAGCUUUACUGUUUGCUUAAUUUAGCGGAAACUUGGUACGUAGAGCGCACAUAUGUCAUUCAACAUAAAUCAUUUGUGGAAAAAAUUAACAGAAUCCAUGUUCAUUGGGGUCCCAAGAUUCGCCCCAGACAAACUUAGCAUGAUUUUACUAGUUUACUCUUAAAUACGUUUCAUUUAAGCCCCAUAGUGUCGUGAUUGGUCUAUAUAUCCAUUUGGCGAACCUUGGGCACGUCAUCCGAACAAUGGAAAAGUGUUUUCGACUGCCUGACCAUAAUACGGUCCUGCAGGCGGAGAUCCGGGCGAUCACUGAAUGCGUGAGAUGGUGUGGUGCUAACGCGGGGACGUCGAGCGAGUCAAAUUCUUUACGGACAGAAAACUGGCAAGUGACAGCAUGCGUGGGCAUGUGAUUGUAAGACGUUGGAGCAUUUCCUUUGUCAUUGCCCGGCUUUCGCGGCUAACAGACACUUGGGAACACAAUACCAACUUAAGUAACAUCAAAUCGUCAACAAAUCAAUUUCCUGAAAAUUGCUCCCAAAGAGAAAAAUGUAAGACACAGCCUAUUAACACACGAAAUUCACAUUUAAGGAAGUGCUGCCCAAUUGGAGAAAGUUUGAGCAUAGCGCAUGACGACCAAAACAGAGCGAUGUGUGUCUCAACUAGUAGAAAUGUAAACAUAAAAGUUAUAAAUGUAACUUUGUAUGACAAUUGCAUCGAAGACAUGGAAUCCGAAUUAAGCCUGCCUUUGGAAAUAGGAAAUCCUUGUAACACAUCUUUCCUAUAUAACGAUGAAGAAGAUUUAUUCUUAGUUGUACAAGAUGGUUCCUUGCUUGUCAUGGAUCCUUAUGCAAACGACACAUAUUCUGUGGAAAAAAAAUACUGUAUUGACGUAGAAAAUUCAUCCGGAACAACCUAUGCAAUUGUGUGUAUUACAGCUGUGGAGGAUCAUAUUAAUCGCAGCCAAAUCGUCAUCGUAGCGAUUUUGAUGUUGAUAUCAAUACCAUGCCUUGUUUUGGUGUCUUAUGUACAUUUUCGAAUAAAAGAGUUGAAGUCAGUGCACGGAAUGACUCUUAGCAUUAUGUCUGGAUGUCUAGCUACUGGAUAUUUUCUAUACUCGCUCGUCCAUAUAUUUAAAUUAGACGAGAGAGGUUUUGGAUACGCCGUUCAAUUUUUCAUACUCUCGUAUUAUUUUUGGUUUUUUUGUCUCUGCUGUAAUACAUCAUUUAAUGUGUGGAUACACAUUUCCCUUAAUAAACCGAAAACGCAAUUAAUAACAUAUUUAUAUAUGGGAAGCUAUUGCUCAGUGUCUUUUAUUGGAUCCUCAAUUUUAGUUAUAUUGACAUAUCAGAAGGGUUUACCUGGCAUGCCAUCAUAUUUCAUACAGGGAUACACAGAAUCAAUUCGGGAGUCUCAAAGAUACUUUAUUCCCCCAGUGUCUACAUUGUUGUUACUAAGUUUUUUUGUGAUGGCUGGAUCAUUUUUUGGAUUUCAAAAACUUAAACGUCGAGGUAUUCCCCUGGCAUCAAAACAAGAUGUGGAUAUCAGUCCACUAUGUAACAUCACGGUUUAUGAAGAAGUAAAAAAAGAUGCCAAAUGCAUAAGCCUAUUGGGACUCAUUUUGAUUUCAACUUGGCUGCUGGAAAUUGUCACAUUCUAUUCUCCCGGACCACAAAUUUAUUUGAUAUUAAUGGACAUGGUUAAUGGAGUCCAGGGUGUGUUUGUGCUGCUAAUAUUUUUAAUUAUACGACGAAGGCGAAGAAUUAUAUUUAGAUGGUGGAGUGAUCGUGGGUCACUAGUACUUGAAAAAUUAGAAUUAGAAGCGUUCAAUUAGUUACAAAACCAUUAAAAAUUAAUAAAUUAUUAUAAUUAUUAUCAUAAGUUGAAACUAAGUUCGUUUAUAAUGAAAAUAUUUAACAAAACAUGGCUUCAUUUAUUGUAAUAAUUCAGUGCAGUCAACUUUAAACUUAGACUUUGAAAGCUUUCUCUACACAACAUCAGAAUCUGUAGAUUUAUUUGGUCAAAUUAUGUGUGUUUUAAAAUAAAAAAAAAUUCAAUAGCAACAAAAAUUGUUUCUAAACAAUGAACGAA
Messenger RNA from Stomoxys calcitrans (stable fly), 2212 nucleotides. RefSeq names its product probable G-protein coupled receptor Mth-like 14. Lineage: Eukaryota; Metazoa; Arthropoda; Insecta; Diptera; Muscidae. The transcript has 6 exons. Bases 519 to 1955 code for a protein of 478 amino acids. Gene Ontology annotation, molecular function: G protein-coupled receptor activity. The record is from RefSeq and is a predicted model, not a curated record.